Molecule: messenger RNA, 585 nt
Organism: Sphaeroforma arctica JP610
Lineage: Eukaryota; Ichthyosporea; Ichthyophonida
Exons: 5
Source: RefSeq, a predicted model, not a curated record
UUAAAGGUAGCUACAUCCGCAUUAACGUAUUCACGUCCUUCAUCGAGCAGCAAGGAGAUAUAGCAGAGAGUAGCCGUCUAUUAAAGGGAGUUUUAAAUGUUGAUGUACAAGAGAUCGGGUACAAGGAUGUCGCAGAUGAGCUCCGAGGAAUAAAGGACUUGUCUUUGUUUUCAAACCUGGAGAAACCAGCAGUCGUGUUGAACAUCCGCCAAAGCACGCCUCGAUAUAUAGUGAAAGCUCUAGUUGGUGAGCUUAUAGCCACAGAGCAGCUGCCUGCCGAGUUGGAAGACAGUGCAGUCAAGGCUGUUGUGGGGUCAUCUCCAGCGUUAGGCCUGGCAUUGGGCGGAGAUGCGUAUGCUAUAGGGCGACCCACAUUAAACCAAUAUCAACAAUCACCCACCUCCAGAAAUACAUUAGAAAGGUCUGUGCUCCACACCGGCGCUGAAGAUACCACUCUGCAUGUUCCUGGCGGAGGUACUGGCAGGCCACAUGCAGGUAGUGUGAACAGCCAACGUGAGGCCACAGAGCAAAUCCUCAAAGACCCAACGAGCAUGGGUGUAAACAUUGCGGGAGACCAGGAGGGCG